Molecule: messenger RNA, 432 nt
Organism: Mytilus californianus (California mussel)
Lineage: Eukaryota; Metazoa; Mollusca; Bivalvia; Mytilida; Mytilidae
Product: opsin-1-like
Exons: 3
Coding region: 1-432 (143 amino acids)
Source: RefSeq, a predicted model, not a curated record
AUGUUAUGCAAUGUAACAGGAAAUACUACAAACAAUCAUCAUGAACUCAUAGCUGCGCAAACGCCACCUUGGUUUCAUUUUACCUUUGGUCUGAUACUUCUUACAUCAGGGCUUGGAUCUUUCGUUUCAAACGGUUCUGUCGUUUUUGUAUUCCUGGUCAAAGAACGGACGCCUAAAUACCUGUCAAACAAAACAAGCAUCGUGUCUAUAAUUCUGUGCUGUCUCAUUACAUUUGGUUUUGCAAUAAGUCCUUUGUUUGGAUGGAACCAGUACACGUAUGAAGGAAUUGGUACCGCAUGCGCAAUAGAUCUAAUUGGAGAUAAUAAUAACGGACAGUCAUUCAUCUUGGCUCUCUUUGCUAUCUACUUUGUAAUGCCAGUUUCUGUGAUAAUAUUUUCAUACGGAAAUGUGUAUGCAAAGGAUUCUUCUUGA